Lobosporangium transversale is the source of this 1122-nucleotide messenger RNA. RefSeq lists its product as hypothetical. The coding region runs from base 1 to 1122 and encodes 373 amino acids. The transcript has 8 exons. NCBI's taxonomy places the organism in Eukaryota, Fungi, Mortierellomycota, Mortierellomycetes, Mortierellales, Mortierellaceae. The record is from RefSeq and is a predicted model, not a curated record.
AUGGCUCCUCAACCAACAGUUUUGGUCCUCGGAGGUGCUGGCUUCAUCGGUCGAAACUUUGUUGCAUAUCUAGUCGAGAAUGAUUUGGCUGCAGAGAUCCGUGUCAUUGACAAAGUUCUUCCAGAAACCGCCUAUUUUAACCAACGAUUUCAAGCUGCUUUUGAAAAAGUAGAGUUCAUGCAAAAUGACCUUUCUAAUACAAAAAAGUUUGAAAAGAUCUAUACUCGUGCAGACGGCUCAUCUUUUGACUAUGUGAUCAACUUUGCUGCCGAGACCAAAUUUUCGCAGCUUGCAGAGAUUUACGAGGAUCGUAUUUACAAGCUGUCGAUCAAUUGCGCAAAGGAAGCCGUUAAGAGACAGGCCAAAGUCUUUAUUCAACUGUCAACAGGCGAUAUCUAUGAAAGCAAUGGGACAGCAAGUAAAGAAGAUUCAAAAACCAAACCAUGGAACGUUCUUGCGAAAUAUAAGCUAAAAGUCGAUGAAGAGCUUCAAAACAUGCCUGGUUUGAGCUUGGUUAUCUUGCGUCCUGCAGUGGUCUAUGGGGUUGGAGCCAUGGGUGGCCUUACCCCUCGUUUGAUCUGUGGCCGAGUUUACAAGCAUCUUGGCAAAAAGAUGGAGUUUUUGUGGACUGAGGAUUUGAGGAUCAACACUGUGCAUGUUAACGACGUUGUGCGCGCAGUCUGGCAUACUGCCAACUGGUACGUGAGUUCAGACAACCCGCAGCCAGGCUCACCUGUGAUUUUCAACUUAGCUGACGAGAAUGAUACCAACCAAGAAGCCGUCAACACACACAUUCGAUCCAUCUUUGGCAUCGAAACUGGUUUCAAGGGAACGUCAUUCCUUACAAACCUUGAUUUGAUCGAUAUGAAAGAAGUGGCGGACGAGACAAACGACAUGCAUUUAGCACCAUGGGCGGAGCUUUUGAAAGAGCGUAAUAUUAAAACAUCGCCUUUGACACCUUAUUUGGACCCAGAACUGUUAUGUAAUAACGCGCUUUCAUUGGAUGGCAGCAAGAUUUGUGUGACCACGGGGUUCAAAUACGAGCAUCCCAAGCUGACUACCGAGAGUUUGCGCGAGAUCAUCACAGAUUUCCAGGAACUCAAUCUCUGGCCAAGAGACUAA